AUUGGCUGAGUGGACCUCGACGUCAGAAUCUCCGCCACUGCUUUACUGUGUAUGCUAUAGUGUGAGUUUAUCAGUGACUAAAAAUGUGAUUAUUUUAAACACGACCAGUGCAGUCGAGUAUCUCAUUUACCCUGGACAUAAUUCACCAUGGUAAAUCUGUCAGGCGCCGCGCUCAGACACCUAAAGCUGCUGAUGUUGUUUAUCUCUUCCGCGUUGGCGACUCUGCAGGUGCUUGUCAUCACCAGAGUCUCCUACAGCUUUCUUUCACCGGAGACUCACCGCGCACACAGCGAUGUCAUUGCUGGACUCCGAUGACAGCUACGAUCUAGUCUUCAAAAUAGUUCUGGUCGGAGAUGUCGGCGUCGGUAAAACUUGUGUGGUGCAGCGGUUCAAAACCGGCAUAUUCAUCGAAAAACAAGGCAACACCAUCGGCGUGGACUUCACCAUGAAAACACUGGAGAUACACGGCAAAAGGGUUAAGUUACAGAUUUGGGACACAGCCGGACAGGAGCGGUUUCGCACCAUCACUCAGAGUUACUACCGCAGCGCUAACGGAGCCAUCAUCACAUAUGACAUCACCAAGAAAGCCACGUUUCUGUCUGUGCCCAAGUGGAUGGAGGAUGUGAAGAAAUACGGCGGCUCCAACAUCGUUCCUCUUUUAAUCGGUAAUAAAUGCGACCUGUCGGAGUCUCGCGAGGUGCCGCUGGAGGACGCGCAGACCAUGGCUCAUCAGCUGGAUUUCGUGAGCGCCAUCGAGACAUCAGCCAAAGACUCUAGUAAUGUGGACGAGGCCUUCAACAAAAUGGCCAGCGAGCUCAUUCUCCGGCACGGCGGGCCCAUGUUCACCGAAAACGUGACCGACAGCUUUAAACUGACAGGCAAGGAUGUGGCCGGCGAGGGCUGGGGCUGCGGCUGCUGAUGACCGGCUUCAGAAAGCAAUAACAGCUCGAGUUCUUCAGCACAGAUCAACCCUGUUUACAUGGACACCAAUACUGUGAUUUAAAUAGGAUUAAGACAAUACUCUGAUCAAGAGUCCACCGUGUAAACAGAUGACCUAACGCAGGGGUGCCCAAACCUUUUCUUAUGAAGGGCCACAAAUUAAACUUGAUUGAGGAUAGUGGGCUGAAGCUGAAUAUAGUUGCUCUGGGUAAUUAUUUAAUUAUAUUAAACAUAACUAGAAAACAUUUCAGUAUAUUAACUGAUGCAGUCUUUGUUUUUAAAUAUAUUUUUUACAGUAAAAACUAAAUCUCAUUGAUGACAGACUGGAGUAAAACUAGUUUUUGCCUUAAUUUGCUCUCGGAAAAAUCUGAUCUUAACAUUUAAUUGAAACAUUCCAGUUCAGUUUGCUUUGUUUGUAGCUCAGAAAUAAAUAAACAAACAAAAAAAGGCCACGCCAAAUGCGAAAUGGCCCCCAGCCCUCUCCAUCCUUCUCAGUCUCUUCUCAGAUAGGAUGGUUGGCCAAAUCACAGGUUAAAAUAGGCCAACUUUUGCCCCCGGGCCCUAGUUUGAGCAUCUCUGGACUAAAGUUAUAAAGAAAGUAAACUAAAAGUGAAUGAAGACGUGUGGAGUCUUCCUGGUCCAGUACAGACAUGGAAACACCACAAUCAAACUAUUACCGUCAUGCAAGACUUUUCCCUAUAUUUUGUGACGCGUCCAGUUGUCCGGCAUUCGACCACAAAUGAAAACGGCUUUUGGGUGCAAUGCUGAGAAUUCUGGGAGAAACGGACAUCAUGAAGAGCCUCGAGUCUGAAUGAAUGAAGGGUCAGCGGUGGCCUGUUGCUGGAGAAUGUGUAUCCACCCUCAUCUCUUUGCAGGCGUAGUGUGAGAAAUGAACUGCAGUUCGACUUUCAGUCGCAAAAUUAUAAAUUAAAACACCCAAAAUCAACGAUAGUGCCAUCAUGAUGAACAUUAAACGCUGGAGGAAACUAGCGUUGGUGACAUAAUGAUAAUAAUGCAUUAGAGUUGCACGCUUUACCAGUAGUCUGGUAGUAUCGCGAUACUAUGGCUUCAAAAUAUUGGCAGUGCCACUGUAGUUUAUAAACGGUCAUAUCGUCAUUAUCUACAAUAGAUAAAGUUUGAUGUGGAAAAUUCACUAAAAUGCUCAAACGUUUGUGCAACAAGGCACUAUUUUAUUUGAAUAGUUUGUGAAGCUCUUUAAGGUUAUACAUUUUCUGAUGUUUUCUGACGUUUCAAACUCACAUCUGAAUCAAUUAAUUCUGUUCCUCUCAUUAAGAUUUAGAAGCUACAACAACCGUGACGAUCUCUUAAAAAGAGCGACUAGCAAAGUGAAAUCUGAAUUACUUUGGAUGGUUGCCUGAUAAGACUGAAAAAAACAACAAUAGAUGGAAAAACCCAAAACAGCAACUAAUUCUGACCACUUCAUAUCGCCUAUAUUGUUGGAAAAAAGCUAUUUUUGUAACAAUUUUGAUUUGAUAAUUUUUAUUUGUAUUUUUUUUUGGUCAGAUAUCUACAAAAUAAACAAAAAUAAUGAAUAUUAGAUGAAGUGACAUGCAAAAAAUACUGUUUUUUCAAUAAUAAGGGAAUUCUGAAUUAAAUUCACCGAUUAUUACCUUUUAUAACAUGUAAAACUGCAUUUCUGACCAUUUCCUUUAUCAUUUGAGUUAUGAAUUAUUGUUAUCAUGACACUUCAGCUGGUUUAGUAUCGUAAGAUACCCUACUAUGCACUUUAAGAUGUAAAACAGGAUCAUGACAGGAGCACUGAACAGCAGCUCAUGUAAAGUCCUCCAUCAUAUUAUUGUCUUAUUCAGAUUGAGGUAAAUCAAUAAUCACUGAUGUCCAUGUAAACAGAGUCACUGAGGGUGUUCCUGCAUCCAGUAGCUUAUAGAAGACUCCUGGAGCCACCCGGAACAGUGUGAAAUCUUGGGCUAGAGACUAUAUUUAAAUGCCAAAACUGUCACGCAUUGUGUAAAUCACAGCCAAUCCAAAUUUAUGUCCAGCCGUUCUCAUUAAUCACUUUCAUCCAAAGCCAAUUUUUUAAUCUAAUGUAACUCUUAUAAUAGUAUUUUAAAUAUGAUGAACAGCUCGGGUAGCUGGCGUGGUGGACAAAUAACAGCGCAUGGUGAUGGUGACUCAACCACAGCCAAUCAGAACACACUUGCAGUAAUGUGUAGCAAGACUUUAGACCAAUGAGAUUUCAUGAGCGGGGCUUCUUAGUGCAGUGCCGGGGUAAUGGUAGCCGAGCUGUUGAGGUCACACACUUAGAAGAUCUUACUGUAUGCGUUAAAUCUAUCCAGGAUGUAUAUUUAUGUAGUGUUUUUAAUGAUGUAAACAAGGCUGUGAGAGAUAUUUCUCAACAUUAGUUCAUCUGUGUGAUGGACACAGCAGUGAACCACACUGAGCUCUCGCUUUCUCAACUCUUAUUUAAGCGUCUUUCUUGAGACAGAAACGUGCAAUAACACGAUCUCCAAGUUGCAUCCACCGAACCCGGCUCAGAUCAGACGAUCAUCACAGACAAAACAUGUCAAUUCUUUGUAGCAACAUGCUAAUCCAUGUGCUGAAACAUGCUCGCAACGUACUGAGCCAUGUUAGCCACAUUAAAGCAGAACAGAAACAUGUUGGUAAACAUGCAGCCGUCUGUUGACAAUGUUAGAAAAGUGUUAGCAUUAUGCUAGGCUUGCAUUAAAGCAUGCUAGAAACAUGUCAGUUGAUGAUAGCAGAAAGAUGCUAGGUUUUAAAACAUUAGAAAUGGGCUAGCAACAUUUUAUUACCUGUUUGAUUUUAAAAACAUGCUUGAAGCUGGUUAAAUCAUGCUUCCAGCAUCUCAAACAAGCUAGCAUCAUGCUAAUUUAACAUGUUAGCAACACAACAAGUAAUAUUAGCCACAUUAAACAAAUAAGAAUGGUUAGAAACAUGUUCUUUGUGUUAGAAAUAUGCUAACCAUGUUAGCUAGAAACAUGCAAACAUGCUAGGUGAUGCUAGCAGUGUCUGUUAGAAGCAUGCUAACCUAGUUUUAAAACUUGCUAGCAACAUUUUCUUUCAUGUUAAAUUCGUUUGAACAUGUAAAACAUGCUAACAUCAUAAUUCGCUGACUUGUUAGCAACACAAGAGAUCAUGCUAGCCACAAACAAAUUAGAAUAGAAACAUGUUAACAAACAUGCUCUUCAUGUUAGCAACCAUGUUAGCUAGAAACAUGCAAAACAUGUCAGUUCAUGCUAGCUAGUUCAGCAUUAGAACAUGCUAACCUGGUUUUAAACCAGGUUAGAAAUGCGCUAGCAAUUGUUUCUAAUGUUGAACAUGAAAUAAACAUGUUAGCAUCAUGCUAAUACAUGUUAGGCAUGUGCUGAGAAAUGCUAAUAGCAUUGUAUUGACUUCAGCUUUAUCCAAGCUCAACCGCCACGAUUAUAAUCCUCCUGAUCACUAUUUCCAGAGCUUUUGUACAGCGGCUCACCAGCUUUUAGAUAUUCCAGUCAACAUUACUGAUGCUGAAGUUUGUUGAGCAGGGGUGUCCAAGCUCAGUCCUGCAGAGUUUAGCUCCAACGUCCUUCAACACACCUGCCCGGAAGUUUCUAGUACACCUGCAAAGAGCUUGACCAGCUGUUCAGGAGGGUUUCAUUGGGGUUGGAACUGUAAUAUGCAGGACACCGACCCUCCAGGACUGAGUUUGGACACCCCUGAUGUAGACAAAUCACUUCCAUGACAGAACAUGCAGUUAGAGCUGGUUUAUCUGAUGCUGAUUUGAGCAGUCAUGAUCCGUAAGACGUCUGUUUGCUUUUAGCGUUUCGAUUAUUACUGUGGUAAAUGACCUGCAGUUUUCCUCUCAUCAUCAGAUUAUAUCCUGCAUCAUGUGUGUUUAUAAUCUGGCCAGUUUAAAAGCAAAGUAGACUGUUUUCCUCUAUUGAAUUGGCAUUUUAAUACAGAUGGGCAUUGAUAUUUUAUAUUGCAUUCAUUUAAACACACCGCGAGGCCUCGUUAAAUUAUAUUAGUAAUUAAACUAUUAUUAUUUUAGAUGCUAACUAGUUUUAUAAUAUUGCACCAUGUUUAAUUCGUGACAAGAUUGCGCUGAAUUGGGGAAGCCGCAUACGUUUCAUCUCAGUCAGAGUCAGCAGAGCCAUUGUAAAUGAAAUAGCCUAUAUUUAUAUUCCUCUGCAAUAUCCUGUUACGUAUCCUCAGAGCACAUUUUGGUACUUCUCAUAUAUCCUUGAUUAAUAUAAUAGUGUUUAAAUCAAGAAGUAAAAUCAAGCUUUUACAUCAAGAGGUGGUGGCAGACUGUGAGAGUGUAAAGUGCUGGGCUUCAUGUGCUGUAGCGUGAGCGUGAAUGAGGGCAGUGUUUGCAGUGCAGUCGUGUCUGAUGUACUUGUAGGUGAAUCAGACUGCGGGAGGGUUCUUGCCAGAUUAUAUAGUGCCUUUAAAAACAGCUGUAAUGUUGCUGUGGUUGUGUUUUUGUAAUAUUACUAUGCAUUUUGAUGUUUUUAAAUCACGAUGUUUUAAUGGACAGGUUUUUUAAUGUUUUGACAGACAUGAUCGAUUUGUAUUCUGUGUUAAAUUGUUAUUCAGUUAUUUUAUCAAUAAAGCAUUCACGACAUGA
Danio rerio (zebrafish) is the source of this 5545-nucleotide messenger RNA. The record is from RefSeq and is a predicted model, not a curated record. NCBI's taxonomy places the organism in Eukaryota, Metazoa, Chordata, Actinopteri, Cypriniformes, Danionidae.